Molecule: messenger RNA, 1693 nt
Organism: Lasiosphaeria miniovina
Lineage: Eukaryota; Fungi; Ascomycota; Sordariomycetes; Sordariales; Lasiosphaeriaceae
Exons: 2
Coding region: 416-1615 (399 amino acids)
Molecular function (GO): protein dimerization activity
Source: RefSeq, a predicted model, not a curated record
GCUUUCGGAAUUCAGUAAGGCUCCUCCUGGGCAUGAAUCGAAACGAGAGGGAGAGACUAUCUUGCUGUAGGUAGGCGCCGCACACCCGCAACCCGGAAAGCCCUUGGGCCUGAGCCGGACCGGAAGCGGGGGCCUGGAGAGCCUAGACUCUUGUCCCUUUUGUUUUUGCGCUGAUGAUGAUCUGCCAAACUCCGAGAAUGGUGUGCUUCUGCUUCGAGGUGACCGUCGGCCGCGUGAUGAAGCCCAAGUUCGCCGAGCUGUCAAAGAGUGCAAGACGUCGCCUCUCGCAUGUCUGAUUGACGCCGUAGUCUCUCUCCGUGACUCUGUCCAUACUUCUCGAUUUUUAAAAACCUGUUUGCCAGACAGCAGAGGUCGGACCUCUCGCAGCCGCAGGGCUGUGUUGGCAAUCUCAACGAUGCAUCCUGUGGCUGCUGCUAACCGAUUCACAAGUAGCAGUAGCAGCGCUGCUAGAGGAGAUCUCGCGUUCCCCGAGAGAUACUUGGACAGCCCGACAGGCUCCCCCGAGCCCGACAGCACGAUUCACCUCCCUAACGACGUUACCGGCCACGCGCAACCCGUCGCGCCGAGCUUUGAUAUGCUGGACUCUGGACAUGGAAUUUCCAGCUUCUGGUCGCAGAGCUGGCUGGAGCAAGGGCAGCCAGUGCUCCAUCAGCAUUCCCUCCACAAUGCAGGGACAACCUCUCUACAUCCGGUAACCAACUGCGCCGUCUUUCUCGACACCCCGAUACUGCCCGACCAGGUCGACUGGGACAUGCUCCAGGCGGCAGCUGAUCAGGCCGGGGAUCUGUCUUGGGCGGCUACACAUUCAGAGGUCAUCAAGAUCGAGGACGACUCCGACUCGAUACCGAGCCUCAACGAUAGCCUCGAAAGCAUCUGGUACCGACAAUCAUCAUGGCCGCCGGCCCAAAAGCUCAGGAGGCAGAGCAUGCCGAAAGUGGCGAAACCGUCUAGGCUGUCGACUGCGGGAAAUACCCAGCACGCCGCCGCCGCUACCGCACACACAAAUAGGCGUUCCCAAACUUCAGGACUAAAUCAUUACCAAGUCCAAGCCCAAGUUUCCCAGCAAUCGCCCUUGUCUCCUCAGUCUUCGGAAAGUAGCCAAGCCGUCGCCGCCUCAGCAACAGCCGACACCGCAUUUUUUUCUGACGAUCCCUCGACGAAGCUCCUCUGCAAACGUAUCGCCCACAAGCUGUCUGAGAAGAGCCGGCGGAACCGGCUAACAGUGGCGAUACGUGAGAUCCAGAAGCUCAUGCCGCAAGACCCGAGCAGCACCACGUCACACCCACGGCCGCUGCUGCCCGGCGAAGUGUCAAAGUCCACCUUCAUGGAUGCUGGAGGUGGUGGGGCCUCAGCCAGCAAGGUGGACGUGGUCGAGUUGGCGGUUGGCUACAUCAGGAGACUGAAGAAGGAAAACGAGGAUGCCACAAGACGGGCCGAAGAGGCAGAGGAACAGCUGCGAGUUUGUCGGGAGGCCUUGGCCAGGGCGGGGGACACGGUCACACACCAAGACCACCAGGAGUCGCCGGCAGUGGAGAUGGAACCCGAAGGGGGCCCAGAUGCAAGUGCAUGUACGAGUACGAAGGCAGGUCAAUGACUUGCGAAGUCGUGAAUGAGUGUAUGCGCGCAUAAUAUCCAGACAGUGGUUUGGUUCGGACGUCUUGUUCAGUCAGCG